CACCAACAGAAAAAUGUAUUUGAUGGAACUGUGCCUGUGAAUAUGUAUGUAAUAUAUGGAAAGCUAGAUAUUGGUUGUGUAUUAUUUCAGGUCCUCAAACUCUUUCCCUUCAGUGGUCCAGCAGGGCCUCUUACUCACAUAUAUUUUGUUGGGUUUUUUUCCCUUCAAAACUUAGAAGUAUAUGGAAAUGUAGUGUUGAUGGGUAUUUACAGGUGUCUAUUCUAAAUUUUAUUGAACAGCCUUUUAAAAUCUAAGCUGGUUUGUAUUAAUGAAAAUUUUUAAAAAUCUUUUUACAUACAGAGUUUUCCAUCCGAUGAGGGCUGGCCAUUUGCAAAGUACUUAGGAGCAUGCGGAAGAAUGGUGGCUGUCAAUUACGUUGGAGAAGAGCUGUGGAGUUAUUUUAAUGCACCAUGGGAGAAACGAGUUGAUCUGGCCUGGCAAUUAAUGGAAAUAGCGGAGCAGCUGACAAAUAAUGACUUUGAAUUUGCACUCUACCUCCUUGAUGUCAGCUUUGACAACUUUGCAGUUGGACCAAGAGAUGGGAAAGUUAUCAUUGUAGAUGCAGAAAACGUUCUGGUAGCAGACAAAAGGUUAAUCAGACAGAAUAAACCUGAAAACUGGGAUGUAUGGUAUGAAAGCAAAUUUGAUGACUGUGAUAAAGAAGCCUGUCUGUCCUUCUCAAAAGAGAUUCUUUGUGCUCGUGUCACUGUGGACCACAAUUAUUACGCUGUUUGUCAGAACCUUUUAUCAAGACACGCCACAUGGCGUGGCACUUCUGGAGGACUACUUCAUGACCCCCCAGCUGAAAUUGCCAAAGAUGGCCGACUUGAGGCCUUGCUGGAUGAGUGUGCCAACCCAAAGAAGCGAUAUGGUAGAUUCCAAGCUGCAAAAGAACUGCGUGAAUACCUUGCACAAUUGAGUAACAAUGUGAGGUAGUCCACAGUGAAAAUUUUUUGCAACACUGGCUGAAAUACUAUUGCAAAGACACAUAGAAAAUGAAGUUUUGAACUUAUGUAUUAAAAAGAGAAAAUAAU
Molecule: messenger RNA, 1034 nt
Organism: Athene cunicularia (burrowing owl)
Lineage: Eukaryota; Metazoa; Chordata; Aves; Strigiformes; Strigidae
Gene: DIPK2A
Product: divergent protein kinase domain 2A
Exons: 2
Coding region: 358-936 (192 amino acids)
Biological process (GO): cardiac muscle cell proliferation; regulation of phosphatidylinositol 3-kinase/protein kinase B signal transduction
Cellular component (GO): COPI vesicle coat
Source: RefSeq, a predicted model, not a curated record